AGGAAAGAUGUGUACAGUGGUGGUGAGGAAUCGGUUAGAGCAGAUGAAGAAGAAGCGAAAAAAUGGUUGGUAAUGUUGGCCAUGGGUCCCCCACACGCAUUCAAUGCCCAUUGUUUCUGAAUUAUUAUCUCUCUUUUUCUCAUUGGAACAUAAACUUCAUAACUCUUCCUCGUCUUGUCUAGUUUCUUCCCUAACCUAAGCUCUCAGCAUUCUCUUCCUUCCACCUGUCCACAUCCAUCCAAACCACGCUUCUUUUGUCUUCUCUUCCAUUAUUACUCUCUCUCUCUCUCUCUCUCUCUCUCUCUCUCUCUCUCUCUCUCUCUCUCCCUCGAAGUGUUCACUGUUCAUUUCUUUACUCAAAAAAGGACAAUCAUGCAGGAGGUUGAGCCUGAAGCCACCGCCGCUUCUUCACCUCCGCCUCGCCGUGUUCUUCUUAUAUCAGCUGGUGCUAGCCACUCUGUUGCUCUUCUCUCUGGGAAUGUUGUUUGCUCGUGGGGUAGAGGAGAAGAUGGACAAUUAGGUCAUGGGGAUACUGUUGAUAGACUUUUGCCUACUCAACUUAGUGCAUUGGAUAAUCAGCAAAUUGUGUCUGUUGUUUGUGGAGCUGAUCAUACUAUUGCUUAUUCGGAGGAGCGUGUUGAAGUAUAUAGUUGGGGAUGGUAUUUGCCUUGUUGAUUUGGAGACUUUCAUAUCACAACUAUCCCUAGCUGUACGCUUUAACUACUAUGUAGUUAAUCUUUUGGGUGACUUUGGACGGUUGGGUCAUGGUAAUUCUAGUGACUUGUUCAUUCCUCAACCUAUUAGAGCAUUGCAAGGACUAAGGAUAAAGCAACUUGUUUGCGGGGAUAGCCACUGUUUGGCAGUUACUAUGGAAGGCGAGGUUCAGAGUUGGGGGCGGAAUCAAAAUGGUCAACUUGGACUAGGCACUACGGAGGAUUCACUUGUGCCACAAAAGAUUCAAACAUUUCAGGGAAUACCUAUCAAAAUGGUUGCUGCUGGUGCUGAACAUAGUGUAGCCAUCACUGAAAAUGGAGAGCUGUAUGGAUGGGGUUGGGGUCGAUACGGAAACUUGGGACUGGGAGAUAGAAAUGAUCGCUGUAUUCCCGAGAAAGUUUCUUCUAAUGAUUUGCAGUGCGACAAGAUGGUCAUGGUUGCUUGUGGCUGGCGGCAUACAAUAUCUGUUUCAUCGUCUGGUGAACUAUACACAUAUGGAUGGAGCAAAUAUGGCCAACUAGGACAUGGAGAUUGUGAGGAUCAUCUUGUGCCUCACAAGCUUCAAGCCUUGAGUGAUAAGUCAAUUAGUCAGGUGGCAGGUGGUUGGAGGCAUACUAUGGCACUCACGACUGGUGGAAUUCUUUAUGGAUGGGGCUGGAAUAAGUUUGGACAAGUUGGAGUUGGUGACAAUGUUGAUCGCUGUUCUCCUGUGCAAGUGAAGUUUCCCCAUGAUCAGAAAGUAGUUCAGAUGUCAUGUGGGUGGAGACACACACUUGCUGUUACUGAAAAAGACAACGUAUACUCUUGGGGAAGAGGCACAAAUGGGCAACUUGGGAUUGGUGAUACCAUUGACUGGAAUAGUCCAAAGAUUAUCGAGGCUUUGAGUGUUGAUGGAUCUUGUGGACAGCACAUAGAAUCCUCAAACACAGAUCAAUUAUCAGGAAAAACCUUUGCCUCCUUAGCUGAGAGAUAUGCAGUUGUACCAGAUGAAGCUGCGUCACUGCAAUCUGUAGAUAGGCUCGAUCUUAGUGUCCCAGAGAGUGAUGUCAAACGGAUCAGAGUUUGAUUUACUAACGAGUAAAGGUAUCCUUUUGACGAGAAUGAUGCAUCCAAUCAAUGUCUCUGCCUCAGCAGUCCAUGGGGAUCAAGCACCCACUUCUCUAUCAUUUUGGCUAUUAACAUGAUUAUUGUAAAGUAAUAUAUAUAUAUAUAUAUAUAUAUAUAUAUAUAUAUAUAUAUAUAUAUAUAUAUAUAUAUAUAUAUAUAUCCAUUAUUAUGAAAAAUAUUGCAUGUGAUACGACUCUUCUAUAUAUAUUAUUAAUCAGCGAGAAUACAUUUACAAUGUCCGGUAUAAAUUUUUGUUUCAAGCUGUAUGAUGAUGAUGAUGCCUUAUUCUAGGAAAGAAAGAGGAGAAAUAUGAUCUAAUAAUGGAUACAGUAGCUACAUAAAGUACCUACAAACCAGUUGGGAUUAGGAUUUGGAUCUGUCACAAAUUCAGACAGAGAUCAUCAAUAAUUGUUGGGUUGAGAUCAGGCGGUGUUGAAAGCAAGUAAUUUUGUUUUUAAUUUUAAGAAUUCUGAAAUACCAAGAUUAGUUCAUCUUUCAUCUCGUUAGUAGUAUUUUUAAAUAGGAUUUACUUGUUAGUUUACAGGUUAAAUUAUGUGAUUGUAUCCUCAAAAUGUGUGGCUAUUCACUUCAUUCAAUUUUUUCUUUCAUUAUAUCGAAUCAGUGGACUCUCUAG
Vicia villosa (hairy vetch) is the source of this 2455-nucleotide messenger RNA. Its product is annotated as ultraviolet-B receptor UVR8-like. The transcript is spliced from 13 exons. NCBI's taxonomy places the organism in Eukaryota, Viridiplantae, Streptophyta, Magnoliopsida, Fabales, Fabaceae. The record is from RefSeq and is a predicted model, not a curated record. Bases 524 to 1780 code for a protein of 418 amino acids.